This is a messenger RNA of Triticum aestivum (bread wheat), 1404 nucleotides long. Its product is annotated as ran guanine nucleotide release factor. Gene Ontology annotation, molecular function: guanyl-nucleotide exchange factor activity; small GTPase binding. The record is from RefSeq and is a predicted model, not a curated record. NCBI's taxonomy places the organism in Eukaryota, Viridiplantae, Streptophyta, Magnoliopsida, Poales, Poaceae. The transcript is spliced from 8 exons. Gene Ontology annotation, biological process: protein import into nucleus. The coding region runs from base 481 to 1089 and encodes 202 amino acids. Gene Ontology annotation, cellular component: nucleus.
UCGCCGCUGAUAGGCAUUCUCACCGCGGGUGAUUCCCCCUCUCCAUUUCGUCACCUUCCCGACCCUGGUCUCCUCUGCCCUACUCCUUUUCUAGCCCUAAUCCCCACGGAACGGAUUCAGACCCGCCUGAUUCUCCACCAAGCUGGCGUAGGCUCCUCCCCGCUGGGGCAGGGCCGUGCACCCUCCCGCCCGUGCGCGCCUCCGCCGCCGACGUCUCCGCGUGCUACGCACCAUCCCGCCUCCGCCGCGACUCGGCUCCGUCUCCCCACGUCCACGCCUCAGCGCUCCAGCAUCCACGCAGCCGCGGUGGCAUAGCAUCGACGCGCGGCGAGUUCGCUCCCCUCCCCUCCCCUCCCCCUGGCCGCCUACAAAACUCGCUCGAAUCUUGAGCCCGCCGACCCUCUCUCUCCCCCACCUCCGUCUUCUCCCAGGCUCCAGAACCUCGUUUUGCCGUCUAAGUCGCAGGACUCGCCAGCGAAGAUGGCCGGUGAGAGCAGCACCAGGCGGCCCCUCUUCGGCGGCGCCAUCUCCACCGCCUUCCCCGUCCGGUUCCAGGAUGUGAGCAACAUUCGCGAGGUCCCCGACCACCAGGAAGUUCUCGUUGAUCCCGCCCGUGACGAGAGCCUCAUCUUCGAGCUGCUCGACCUCAAGGGCGAGGUGGAGGACGGCGGCAGCGCGCUCUGGUUCCUGCGCGACGUCGCCAACGAGCAAGAUGCGGCGGAUAACUUGGUGGUCGAGCACUCUGGUACAAUCGAGCUAGCUGGUCUGCGAUCUGGGGAAGCACCUGCAGUGGCUGGAACUGCAAUUGGCAAGCUGGCUGUUUCAAAAGGGAGGCAAGGCAGAGAAGCACAGAACAUUGUUCGACUUUACUUGGCAAACAUACGUCUCAAGAAUGCAGCAACUGAUGUAGUUAUCACCGCAUAUGAGCCGCUGUUGAUAAAUCCUUUGAGUGAAAGUGCUCAGGCCAUUGCAGCUGGACCAGCAGUGCCCGCGGAACAGGCAGGAUGCUUGCCAAUGUCCGAGGUCUUCAGACUCGCAGUCAUGAACUUCGAUGUCCAUGAUUGGAACCUUUUCAAUGGCAGCGGUUGAAGUAGAGAGGGUAUGACAUCUCAAUGCUAGAGUGGUUCUAAAAAAAGUGUUCUGCAAGAGUGUUUGGGGAAUGUACUUUCCUUGAGAGAAACUGGUAUCUGAAUUGUCCUUAAGAGUAGCUUUUUUUUGUUGCUGAAAAUGCUAUCACUUGGCAUAUGUAGUGUCAUCCAAAGAACCCUGGUCGAAGUUCAAUAUAUCAUGUUAGCUUCUAGAAAUUACUUGAAUUGAACGAAGUACUUGCUAUUUCAUUGAUAAAGACCGCAUAUGUCUCAUCAUGGGGCAUUGAGUACAGAGAGCUCAACUCUGAAUUCAAAA